AGACUGAGGCAAAGAAGGAUGGAGAAAGGAAAUUACACUCCAGUGACUGAGUUCAUCCUCCUGGGCUUCUCAGACCACCCAAAACUGCAGACCAUCCUCUUUGUGGUGUUCCUCGUGAUUUAUGUCACAACCUUGUUGGGAAAUCUUGGAAUCAUUUUGUUGAUCAGGCUCGAAUCUCGACUCCACACUCCAAUGUACUUCUUCCUCAGCCACCUGUCCUUUGUUGACAUUUGCUAUACUUCAUCCAUCACACCCAAAUUACUCAGUAACAUCAUCUCAGAAGCAAGAGAAAUUUCUUUCCUUGCUUGUGCAGCACAGAUGUACCUAUUUGUUGCUUUUGUGGUGGCUGAAUCUUUUCUCUUGGCUGUGAUGGCCUAUGACCGAUAUGUGGCUAUUUCUAAUCCAUUAUUGUAUACAGCAGUUAUGUCUAAAAUGAGAUGCAUUAACAUGAUAGCUGGUUGUUACACGUGGGGCCAUUUUUGUGCACUGGUCCACACCAAUUUUGCUUUUAGGCAUGAUUUCUGUGGGCCAAAUACCAUCCAACACUUCUUUUGUGACAUUUCACCAGUGCUAGAUCUUUCUUGCUCUGAUACUUACAUCAGCAAAAGGCUGCUUUUUGUUUUGGCCACCUUUGUGGAAACUAGCACCAUGACAAUCAUUGUCAUGUCUUACAUUUUCAUUAUUGUAUGUGUAUCCAGGAUCCAGACAAGCAAGGCAAAGUACAAAGCCAUCUCCACUUGUGCCUCUCACUUCACAGCCUUUACCAUAUUCCAUUCUACUAUUCUCUUCAUAUACUGCCAGCCUACUGCUGCAAGCCAUUCAGGAGAUACACACAGAAUUGCAUCAGUAUUCUACACAAUGGUGACACCCAUGCUAAACCCUCUGAUCUACAGCUUGAGAAACAAGGAGGUGAAGUCUGCCCUCAAAAGGCUCAUGGAUAGAAAAGGUUUUUUCUUAGUCAGCAUUUAA
This is a messenger RNA of Sceloporus undulatus (fence lizard), 969 nucleotides long. Its product is annotated as olfactory receptor 5D18-like. Gene Ontology annotation, cellular component: membrane. The transcript has 2 exons. Gene Ontology annotation, biological process: G protein-coupled receptor signaling pathway; sensory perception of smell. The record is from RefSeq and is a predicted model, not a curated record. Lineage: Eukaryota; Metazoa; Chordata; Lepidosauria; Squamata; Phrynosomatidae. Gene Ontology annotation, molecular function: G protein-coupled receptor activity; olfactory receptor activity; odorant binding. Bases 19 to 969 code for a protein of 316 amino acids.